Messenger RNA from Argentina anserina (silverweed cinquefoil), 2137 nucleotides. RefSeq names its product probable receptor-like protein kinase At1g11050. The transcript has a single exon. Gene Ontology annotation, biological process: protein phosphorylation. NCBI's taxonomy places the organism in Eukaryota, Viridiplantae, Streptophyta, Magnoliopsida, Rosales, Rosaceae. The record is from RefSeq and is a predicted model, not a curated record. Bases 114 to 2009 code for a protein of 631 amino acids. Gene Ontology annotation, molecular function: ATP binding; protein kinase activity.
UGCAUGUUUGAUUCUUGACCGAUCUAGCAGCCAAGGUUGAACCUUUUCACUGCUCAAAUAUCCAAAAAUGUCCAACGCCAUUCAUUUUCAGACAAACAAGCACAUCAACCAAGAUGUGCGGCACCACCAAAACCUUCACAUUCUGCUUCAUCUUCUUCAUCUCCAUCACUCUCAACACAGUUGCAGCUGCUUCAUCAUCAUGCCCCAUUGAUCUGAGCUACGUCGAAACCUUCCCAUGGGACACCUCCCUCUGCCUCACCCCAAACGCCACACACUGCUGCCAGACCCUCCUCAGCCUCUUCGGCGUCGGCCUCUCCCACCACCUCAACCAAACCUCCACCUUCCAGCUCCCCAACUCCACCGUCUCCGCCGCCUGCCUCUCCGAUUUCCAAACCAAGCUCUCAUCUUUUUUCCUCGUCCCCACCUUAGUCUCCUCGUGCUUCCAGAACGCCACCCAGUUCGUCGCCAGCUCUUCCAGCUGCGCCGGCAUCCUCACCGUCGACGACUGGAAGGAGAAAGUAGGACCCAUCAGCGCUAUAGACACGUCAUGCAAGGGAGACUUACAGGGGCUCACCAGGUGUAGCUCUUGCCUUGAUGCAGGGAUGGAUGUGAAUAACCGGUUAAGUGCGUUGGGUCCAAACAACACCAAGUGCUUCUACUUUGCUGUGUUGUAUGCUGCUGGGAUUGUCAACGAGUUUGGUCCAGAGGAUCCCAGAACUGCGGCUUGUAUUCUGGGGCUGCCUCUGUCCAGCUCAGCCAACAAGAAGAGUGAUGGUCAGGUGAGCAAGAAGACACUGCUGAAGUGGGUGUUUGGGGUUUUGGGGGCUAUUAUUGGGAUUUUGCUUGCUGUUGGGGUUAUUGUCAUGUAUAGAAGGCAUGACAGGAAAGGGAAGCAAAAUGCUAGGCAUGAAGAGUAUGUGAGUGGCUUUAGAGCUAGUUUGUUGCCUAAUUCUGGUGCUAAGUGGUUUGGGAUUGCAGAGCUUGAGAAGGCCACUGAUGGGUUUGCUCAGAAGAAUAUGAUAGGCCAAGGAGGGUAUGGGGUUGUGUACAGGGGGUCACUUGCUGAUGGGACUCUUGUGGCUGUGAAGCAGAUUCUUGAUAUGGAGGCUUUGGAUUCGAAAGGCGAUGAGGAGUUUUCGAAUGAGGUUGAGAUUAUAGGGAAGAUUCGGCAUAGGAAUUUGCUGUCGCUUAGAGGGUGUUGUGUUACUAGUGAUGAUUUUAGAGGGAAGAGGAGGUUCUUGGUUUAUGAUCUUAUGUCAAAUGGGAAUUUGAGUGACUAUUUGAGUAAUAGUAAGAGGAGACUGAGUUGGCCUCAGAGGAAGAGUAUCAUACUUGAUGUUGCAAAAGGCCUUGCUUAUUUGCACAAUGGGAUCAAGCCUCCUAUAUAUCACAGGGACAUUAAGGGGACUAAUAUACUCUUGGACUCGGAAAUGAAGGCUAAAGUUGCUGACUUUGGUUUAGCCAAGCAAAGUUCAGCAGGGCAAACUCACUUGACUACUAGAGUUGCAGGUACAUAUGGUUAUUUGGCGCCAGAGUAUGCUCUCUAUGGACAGCUUACGGAGAAGAGUGAUGUUUACAGCUUUGGUAUUGUGAUUCUUGAGAUCAUGAGUGGGAAGAAAGUGCUGGACACAUCGAAUUCCAGCACGAAUAUGAAUUCGGUUGUUUUGAUCACAGAUUGGGCGUGGAUGCAUGCGAAAGCGGGGAGUGUGGAGGAGGUGUUUGAUGAGACAUUGAGGGAGGAAGGGCCAAAGAGUGUCAUGGAGAGGUUUGUGAAUGUUGGGAUUCUCUGUGCUCAUGUUAUGGUGGCUUUUAGGCCUACCAUUUCAGAAGCAUUGAGGAUGUUGGAGGGUGACAUUGAUAUUCCUAAGUUACCAGAUAGGCCAAUGCCACUUGGGAAUGAGUCUUAUAGAUCUUCUUUCGGGUUUUCUAGCAUUUUGGAAAGUGAAAGAUCAAGACCCAGCUUUAGUUCCAGCAUUAUUACUUCAAGUCCCCAACAUAGAUUGAAAUAGGACACUGGGUUGUUUGGUACAUGUGUUAGUAUCAUCCUAAUCUUCUGUUUAUCUGGGAUUAGGCAUUCUUUUGUACAUCGUUGAAUGUUGACUGAUGCAAGAAAUUGAUGAAAUUACAAAUUUCUUUU